Molecule: messenger RNA, 834 nt
Organism: Penicillium atrosanguineum
Lineage: Eukaryota; Fungi; Ascomycota; Eurotiomycetes; Eurotiales; Aspergillaceae
Product: putative mitotic spindle checkpoint protein (Mad2B)
Exons: 1
Coding region: 1-834 (277 amino acids)
Cellular component (GO): zeta DNA polymerase complex
Source: RefSeq, a predicted model, not a curated record
AUGACCACUUUCUCCGCUCCGGUCCCUGCUACCAAAUCGCUGCCCACCAACCAGUCGGCGCUGGCGGCAUCCUUCACCAACUUCCUUACCGUCUCUGUCCACCAAAUACUUUUCCUGCGAUCCGUCUACCCUCGCGCGACCUUUCUGCCGGUGCGGGCAUACAAUUAUCCCGUCCGACAAUCCCGUCAUCCGAAAGUGUGUGACUAUAUCAACGAUGCAUCGAUCGCAGUCGGGACAGAGAUCUUAAAAGGCACCAUCACAGCCGUCAGUAUUAUCAUUUCAUCUCUCCGCACAAAUCAACCCCUCGAACGAUACGCCUUUGAUCUGUCAGGGUUCCCUCGGGCACCGGCAGGCGAGGUGAAUACUACGUUUGAAAACAGAAAUGAAGAUUCAUCUAUGCCAGGUGCUACCGUCUCAGACCGGGGCCCCGCGCCAACCUCGGUCGACCUCGAGUCGCAAUUUCGGGCUUGUUUGGCCCGUCUCGCGUCCGCCUGCGCGCGAUUGACACCGCUGCCGCGGGAUGACGAAUUCAGCUUCACCGUGUGCAUCGAAGUACGGGAGGAUGCUUUACCUCCGGCGGGCACCACUAAGGAAGAACAAACAUGGAUUGUUGCCGAGCCCGGCAAGGUGCACCUACGAUCCUGCACCGCGCCCUUCUCGGUGUCGAAAGUACGCAACGGUGAGCCCCAGCGGCCACCCCCUCCGGUCUCGAAUGGCCGCGCCAAAACGGUACCCGUACGACGUGUGGAGGCUGGGGAGCUUCGGUUGGAGUUGUGGGUAGAGGAGGCACGGCAGAAGUUUAACGAACCGGUGGAUUCAGAAAAACCGUCAUGA